Messenger RNA from Oryzias latipes (Japanese medaka), 1768 nucleotides. RefSeq names its product actin maturation protease (gene actmap). Lineage: Eukaryota; Metazoa; Chordata; Actinopteri; Beloniformes; Adrianichthyidae. The record is from RefSeq and is a predicted model, not a curated record.
UGUAACAGUUGAGUACAGAGCGAUCGCACACACGAAGAAGAGCGAGUAUGUCCAAAUAUGAGCACGGAGCUGCGUUAGCUACUAGCUUGUUAGCUAGUUAAAUCGAAAAGUUUGUUUACCACGUGCAAGAAUAUGUCAAAUCUUUUUCGUCCAAAGGUUGACAUGUUUAGGUAAACAUCGAGCUUUUUAGAUUGUGUGCAAACGACUCGAAGUGAAAGAGCUGGUUUUGAUCAGACAGAGUAGAAAGAUUUUGAGACUAUGCCGGUGGACUGCAGCUUGUCAUCACCUCCUCCACCUCCUCCACUGGCUGCUUGUCCGCCUCCUCCUCCACCAACUUCAGCACCACCGAAGAAACUGUACCAGAUCAUAGCAAAUAACAGCAGCCCUGUAGAGGGGCAAUACACCGAGGCGAGGUUACUGCUGAGGCAGAAGGAGAGCAGAUUCAGGAAAGACCUGCAGUGGAUGCUGAUGAACACGUAUGUGCCUUCCCUCAUUCAGGAUGGCCCUCAGUGUGGGCUUGUGGCCUUGUGGAUGGCCGCUCACCUCCAGCAGGACAAGCUGGAUUUGGACAUGAAGACUUUGGUUCAAACAGCAGUGAACAGUGGAUACACUGCUCAGGGGGAAAUGUUUUCAGCCCACAACAUGACGCUGCUGGCAGAAGAGGCUUGUGGUUGUAAGGCUGAACUGCUCACUGGAGGCUUAGAUGGGAAUAACAGAGAAACCAUCAUCAGACACCUGUGGAAAGGACAGCCUGUUCUCAUCCCCUAUGAUGAGGACUUCAACCAUGAACCGUGUCAGCGAAGCGGUCACAGAGCACACUGGGCUGUCAUUUCAGGUGUUCUUGUUGGUUUGGAGCAAGCCAGUUUCAGUCAAGAGCACACUCACCCAGACCCAACGCUGCCGUGGCUCCACCUCGCCACCAGCAGCAGUUCUCCAUGUCCUGCUGGCAACCCAGCUCUCAGAGAGGCCUACGUCUUCGCCAAGCAGGGGAAAAGCCUGCGCUACCAGCUGUGGAGCCUAGACUGUGUUAUUAAGAGCAAUGAGCAGCUAAAGACCAUGGACCCUCAGAGGGUCAACGACGGGAGCCGGUAUGUCGUUCCUGAAGGAGGGGUGGAAGCUGGUCUGGCUGGACAGGCCGUGUUGCUCCACACACACACUCAAGAGCAGCAAGGGUGAUGCUGCAGGAAGAUCAACCUCUUAUCUUAGCCUGUUCUACUCAAAGGUUCAUGUGCAACAGGUCAUUUCAGAGGCCUUUUAACGGUGUUCCCCAAAGUGGAAACCUGUAGAUUAAAGUAUUUUGAAAUACAUCUUUUACAUUUGUUUGGAAAUAUUUCAAAAAAUCCUAGAAUUAAAGAAAAACCAAAACCAUUUACAGUAAGUUUAUUGCAGUUUAUGGCUGACAAAAAAAACAAUUUCUGCCCAGUCCAAAGUUUUUUGCAAAAGGAUAACACCCGACAUUUUAAAAAUACACAGUUGUUCACAUCCACCUCAAUCACUGACACCCUGUGUUCAUUUUCAAAAAGGUUAACUGUAUUGCAAAUUAAAUGUGUCACUUCAGGAUUUUGGAGAAUAUUCUUUAAAAGAGGAAAUAUAAAAUACUUGACAUUUGAAAUCAGUCUCUUGUAGGUUUGUGUGAUACUGUUGGAAGAUCCAGGAAUUGCUACAGUUAACCUGCUGACAAUACUGUCCAGUAUGGGGAAAAAGAAGUCCAGUACCUGCUUUUCUUUGCCAUGUGUUCUUUGACUUCAAAUAAAACAAAACUGCAAGA